Molecule: messenger RNA, 1572 nt
Organism: Pneumocystis murina B123
Lineage: Eukaryota; Fungi; Ascomycota; Pneumocystomycetes; Pneumocystales; Pneumocystaceae
Exons: 6
Coding region: 70-1572 (500 amino acids)
Biological process (GO): protein folding in endoplasmic reticulum
Cellular component (GO): endoplasmic reticulum
Molecular function (GO): protein-folding chaperone binding; misfolded protein binding
Source: RefSeq, a predicted model, not a curated record
UUUGAUUUAAAUAAUAGUUAUUUAGAUAGGUCUAAGAGAAUCAUUUGAUGCUAUUUUUUAGCGGAUAUUAUGAGGUGGAUAUUUUUGCUUUUAGUUAUUUCUGGAAAGUUUGUAUUAGGGGAACAUUUUUCAGAGAAAACAACACAAUCCCUUCUUGAUUCAGCAUCAAAGCUUUUUGAAAGGGGGAAGUUAUCAGAGGCCAUUGAUCUUUAUGAUGAAGCUAUAUCUCGAGAUCCAUCUAAUUAUUUGACAUAUUUUAAAAGAGCUACAGCAUUAAUGUCGUUGGGUAAAAAUCAUAUGGCCAUAGAUGAUUUUUCAAAAGUUAUUGACCUUAAACCUGGGUUUAAUGGAGCGUUGCUUCAAAGAGGGAAACUUAGAGCUAAACUUGGGGAUUGGGAAAAUGCGAUUCAAGAUUUGAAACAAGUAAACGAUUAUCAACAGUUAAAAGAAGUUAUGGAUGCACAGAAGCAUGCAAUGAUGGCUACAGUAUCUUUUAAUAAGGGUAAUAUAGAAGAAUGUUUGGAACAUUUAAAAGUUGCUAUUUCUGUAGCAUCGUUUGUAGCAAAAUUAAGAUUGUUACGGGCAGAUUCUCAUAUAAUUCUUGGUGACGUAGGAAAUGCUAUUAAAGAUUUGAUACAUGUGACUACUUUGGAUCCAUCUUCAACAAAAUUUUAUAUUAUUCUUUCCGAACUUCUUUAUUUUUCUAAAUAUGAGUCAGAAGAUGCUAUAUCUCAGGUUAAACGAUGCUUACACUUUGAUCCAGAACAUAAAAAGUGUAAACAAAUAUUUCGUACGAUAAAAAAAUUAGAAAAGAGUAUUGUAAAUGCUAGAAAGUUAGCAAAUUCUGAAAAAUGGGCUGGAGUGGCUGUGAUUUUGGUAAAUGGUUCUGGCGAAAAUGGUGUUCUAGAUUAUGUCGAGAACAAAGUUAAAGAACUUGAAAAAGAAAAGUUAAUUAUGUCAAAUAGCCCAAAGAUACUUUUAUCUGAACUUAGGGAAAUGGCAUGUAAAGCAUAUUCUGAGAUGGAAAGAUAUUCUAUUUCUGAGAAAUAUUGCGAACUAGCAUUAGCUCUUAAUCCUCGAUCUAUUCCUGCCCUUUUGGAUAAGGCUAAUAUGUUAAUGAGGAAUGAAUUAUAUGAGGAGGCAUUAGCAAUAUUGUCUAAAGCAAAUGAAUAUACACAAGGUCAAGAUCGUACGAUAAAAGAAAAAUAUAAAUUAUGUCAGAAGCUCCUACAACAAUCAAAGAAAACGAAUUACUAUAAAGUUCUUGGUGUUAAAAGAGAUGCAACCUUAAAGGAAAUAAAAUCUGCAUAUAGAAAAAUGGCAAAAAAAUAUCAUCCAGACAAAUAUAGAGGUAAUAUGUCUAAAGAGGAAGUUCUUAGGAAAAUGGAAAAUAUUAACGAAGCAUGGAAUGUUUUAUCUAAUCCUGAAUUACGUCAGCGAUAUGAUAAUGGAGAUGAUCCCAAUGACACUGGAUCAGAUAAUUCUUAUCAAGGUUCUUCAUUCUUUUUUUUCCAGCAUAGGGAUAGUUUUGAUUUUUACCGUGAAUUCUUUUCUGAUGAUUUUUCUAAUUAA